Molecule: messenger RNA, 8711 nt
Organism: Porites lobata
Lineage: Eukaryota; Metazoa; Cnidaria; Anthozoa; Scleractinia; Poritidae
Source: the annotation of a GenBank genome assembly
CGACAGGACUUGCUUCCCGAGUGUAAAAAGCCACUACAACCGCCUUCUGGGCAAAGAGAGAGGUUCUGCUGUUGACCUUGUUUAAGAUGAAGGAUUCUGCCAUAAUCUGCCUCAUUUGUUACGUUUUCUCCGCAUUGCAAGGUUACGGUGAGUAAAGCACUUGUUAUUUACUCAUUCAUAGAAUCAUUCGGCCACGUGAGUACGGCAGACUAGAGUUGAGGGAAGAGCUGAUUUGCUGAAAAUUAAGUGCAUGAUGCCUAGGAGAACAUCUAAGACCGAUUCAAAUGUACACUGAUUAUAAGGCGAUGUACAAAGAAUUUACAAUUACCAUGCGUCUUUGACUUGAAUGAAUGAACACCGACCCAAUAUUUUACACCAGCUUCUACACACUUCCGCUCCACAGUCUUUCGUUGUAUGGUGCAGGCUUUGUCACAAAAUUUUGUUUUUUGUUGCUUCUGUGAGUGUAGAAAAGGGCAAAAAAAAUGUAGACAUCUUCUGUACAAUACAGAAGCCAUAAUUACAGCAUUCUUGUUCGAAAGACACAGGGGAAACCCCUCUGUUCAGAUGGACAGAACCAUUAAAGGAUAUUUUAAGAAGACAAAGAAUCGAAGCGCUUAAUUAUGCCAAUAUAAUCAAGUGUCUCCCUUUAAGGGAAAUCUAAGAAGAAUUUAAGGUGAUUUUUGGGCUCUGGAUGCCCUUAAAAAUUUAACAAUCCUAUAAAUUGUUCGAAAACGAAAGCGAACCAGCUACCCACGCCCAAAAGUUCACAGCUCGAGCGCUCCAACAUAAAUACCUUAUUACUUCCGGUGUAUUUUCCCAGUACCCGGUACUCGCCAUGUGCACAUUUCUCUUUUUAUUUUCUGUAAAAUAUGAGAGUGUCCAACUUCUCGGCCUUGGGAAGUUGAAGGAAGAGUGGUUUACUUCAGCUUAGUAAAGACCCCGUCUAUAGUUCAAGUUUAAAGGUUUAAAAGGAAAUAAAGCCCAGAAAUUAUACCAUGUGAAAAUACUGUCGUUCCAGUAUAAGCCCGUGUAAGGAGGUGUCCCCUGGUCACAUCCGGCCCGGCCCAUCGAUAAACAUUUCUUUCCCAAGCAUAGUUAUGAUUAAGUAGGGUAUUAAAAUCAAAAAUGCGUUCAUUUUUGGGUAAAACCCCAUUUUCUUGCCCCCGUCCUAUGGCGAUACAGCCACACACGAUAUAAAAACUAAAAAGCCCUUAAUGUUAAGUUCGUCAAAUCCAACGUUAUUUUUGUAUUAUAACGAACCGUAGUCGAGUUACGUUUUCUAACUUGGUAAAUGAUGACCAAAACGAAAACACACGGUAUCAGAACCAAAAUUUAUACGUUACUUUAGUAAUCUAUUAUCGUAUUAUGAUAUGUUUUCCAGUUAAUUUUUACAACAGUUUGUUGUUGUUUUUUCAACGGGUUUGAAUGACUCUAAGAAUUUGUGGAGGAUAAUCGAAAACGGAAAUGAACUGCCUUUAAUACCGAACCAAAAGCAAAGGUCGGUACCGGAACUAAAUAUUACAUUACUACGUACGUUAUUUCCGGUAUCUGUUAGUGGAGUCACGGCAUGAUGGGAAGAUCGGUGUGGCACUUCGCGAUUUCUCCGCGUUUCGCAAAAUUUCCCGCUGCCCCCAAAAUAUUCAAUUCCCCAAAUCGUCUUUUGUGAAAAUGAUAUAGUUUUAAAAAAUUUUUAUUGACGAGAAUUAUGGCUUAAAUCAGACCCUGGCAGUCGAUGUUUCAGCCGAAAAUGAAUAUGAAAUCGAGUUCUCGCAAACGUGCAAUUCAGUGACGUUUAAGAAGCGAUUAAGUCCAAAAAUCUUGGGUGACAGCAGAUCGUUUUUCUUUUAGAUUUCAAUCGCACAGUUUUUAGCUGGUUUCCUGUAUACUAUGGUAAGCCUGCUUAAGAAACUGUACGGCCGUUUCAACGAAGGAAGAAUUAUUGCGUGACGAGCCAUGGAAGAUUAACCUCAGUUAUGAAUGCGAAGAAUUUGAUGGACGCUUGCCAUUGGGAUCGGAUUACAUGUCAGUUGAGGAGCGAAGGAGGACAUAUUCGUUUACUGUGGGCGUUAUUCGUAGACUCGAUUGUCAAAACUAAAAUAGUCCAGCAUUUCUUCUUCCAAAACCCGCAACCUCUAAGAGAACGUGACGGCUUCUUUUCAAAGCUAAUGUAUUUCGUGAUUUACAUUUCAUAAAGAACCUUUCAACGGACAAUUAGUUUCAGUCUUCAUACAUUGAACCGCAGUACGAUCACCGCGGAAUACCGUAAAAUUCCGAAAAUAAGCCCCUCCAUGUACAAGCGUCCCAAAACGGCAACGCAGAAAACGCUCAAUCCCCCCUCCAAAUAUAAGCCCCCCAGGGGCUUGUCCUUUGAAAUUGCCCUCAAAUACAUUUACAAAGUAAAACAAAGCAAAAACGGUAAAUUUACCUCCAACUAUAAGGCUAGCCCAAUCGAUUUUGAAACGAAAAUUUCCGUCCGUAGAUAAAUCCCUCCGAAUAUAAGCCCCUCAAAAAUAAGCCCCUCAAAAAGGGCCUUCGAAAAAUGUACGUCCCGGGGCUUAUUUUCGGAAAUUUACGGUAUACCAGUGAAAGAAGCAAUCUUCUCUUUCCCCUUCCCAUCGUGCCCCGCGCGCUUUUUCCCCUCUCCCUAGCCUCCCUGCGACACAAAGGAGAGAGUUUUCGAUCCUCGUGGCCAAACCAAUACCCAUGGUCAAAGUCUUGAAAUAACUGAGAAAUGAAAGUACAUGCCCGUGCCCUGCAAACGGCUAGGCCUUCGCGUGGCUUGGAUGACAAUGUGAGAAUGGCGGUUGCGUCGCCAGUAGGAUCCAGUAGGAGAAGUAAAAAAUCCUCAAUUAAUAAUACUCUUUCGUUGCGUUUUUUAAAGGCGUGACUGUUUCUUUUCUUGUACUUUUUCUUUUGUCCUCAGUUAUAAAAUACUGUUAAAGAAAUGUACCUAGACUACUCGUAGUCUACCUGCGUUCAGCUGCAGUCAAGAAACUAAUACCCAUUCGGACCCAAUUAAGCACAGAUCAGAAAAGGCGCUGGGAAAGUAGCACUUUGACACUUUUGUUACCGCAGUUACUUACUUUCAGUUAUUCUGUUUUUUUUCUUUCUCAGUGGCUGAGCCGAUAAAGCUGCCGCCUGUCAAAUGCAACGAACCAGUACUUGCAACAGUAAAAGUUGAUCCCCAGCAUAGAGUCCGACCUUACUAUGUCCGACUCCACCGUUGUGAGGGUUCGUGGAAGGAGGUCAAUCCGAAUCUCAAGAAGUGCGUUGCUCUUGGUAUACAGCAUAUCAACAUAAAAGUGUUUUCAUUUGAGACAAAGAAAUAUGAAGUUCGUUCUGUGGAUAACCACACAAGGUGUGGUGCAGAGUGUACGACAGGUGGCCCAGAUAAAUGCGACCCUUACGUGAAGAGGUGGAAUAACGACACCUGUAAAUGUGACUGUGCGUUUAACGACGAACCACCACCUUCACCACGUCAUUCAAAGAAAGACUUUAGGUGAGAACUCAUAUAUACAGUCAAACCUCUAUUUACCUGUGUAUUAAGCGGCCGCUUAUCAAAUCCAAGUUCACCGUUUAAAUGACAUGUAUUUAGCGGUCACCUCCAUCAAGUACGCGCGGUCACCCUCUAGGCUUCCCAAUUGGCCAAUUUUAGUUGGAUAAUAGUGCGAUGUUUUGACAAGAUAAACAAAGCAAUUUCACUUGUUAAACGUCUUAUAAAUAAAAACAUACAUAUUGUAAACAAAGGAGGUAGCGUGGCCGAGUGGCCAGUUCCCGAGGCUCGCUCUCGCCACUUACUGGAGUUGUUUGCGGUCGUUCCGAGCUCAAAUCCUCGACUACGCUCGUAAAUAACCAACUGGUUCCCUUCUGUUAGAAUACCUCUUUUACAGCGGCGGUCAUCUAACUAUUUAGCAAGGGUGACCGACUGUAUGUUACAAACGGAAGUACACUAGGAAGUUACUUGUGGACCGGUUACCUUAGGUUCAUAUACCGUAAAUCCUCUAUUAAGCCCCCUCUCAAAUAAGCCCAUCCCUCUAAUAACCCCCCCUCUUUUAGAAGCUCCCCCUCUCUUUUAAGCCCCCCUCUCUUCAUUCUUAUUAUUCUUCAAAAAAAAAAAUGAUAGACUGUAUUCACUGUAGACUGUAAAACCUCGUGUGGACUGAUCCAGGAUGGAUUAUUCACCACCUGGAAGUUCGGAUUUGUUUUAUUCUUUGGCUGCAUGGCCUUCAACCUUUUGUACUUGAGCGUUUCCACCUGGCAUUCUAGUUUUUUAUGGAGAACUGAUGCCAUUGUCUUAGCUAAACUAAAUAAGCCCCCUCUCUCAAAUAUGUCCCCCGUGUCUAUCAGCCCCACCUCAAAUGCUUUACGGCAUUUAAAUUUUACUUUCCCACUCGUCACUCACGAGUUUUCUACCACUUCUCUACGUGUCCAUUUUAAGCUAUUUCCGAGUUUCAAACCUCUUCCUUAGUCUUAAAACGAGGCCAACUGCAAAACCUGUCGUGUGAAAAUGAGUUUAACACAACGCCGUUGAGGCAGCUCGAAAUUGACCUACUCAUCUCAAGUUGCCGUUCUAGCCACUCCUGUUCGAGUUGCCGAGUGCUCCAAGAGCUUCAGUCCCAAUCCAGAUGGAAGGAUUAGGGGCAACUCGUUACAGAGAAGUGAUCAUAAGUGGAUCUAGUUGGAAUUAUAAACGGGGUUUCCCUUUUUUAUCGUUUCCUCCUUCUCAUUUCAUGGACGUGUGCUUUUUCCCCUCAGGUGGAAUAAACACCUUUGUAAUUAUGAAUGCAAUCGAUCGCCGAUUGACUGCCCACCAAAAAAGGUAAGACGGCUUUAUUAAAUGCUAGAAAUUUUGAACUUAAAGUCCGUUUUAGUGGCCUGCAUCUUCCAGAAUAACAGUAAAGUUUCGGAAAGUGAAUAUGAUCUUUACAGUAGAAUGAACAAUGAAGCUAAGCGACUGAAAAUAAUUAUUAACCCCAAAGGAGUUGCUUGUUUAGCAGCUCAGUAUUCAUCAUAACAUUUGUAACCCAUUUGGAUAGCUUCACACCAAUAGACGAAAACUGGAAUACAACCGGAUGAUUACAGAACUGCUAUAACACAAAAUCUGUACGGGGACCCAAUUUCACUUUAUUAAAACAAACGGGAGCGGGUCGUACAGACGCCUGUCUAAAUAAGCGGUCAUUAGCGAUUGUUUCUGCCUUUCCUAGGUCAUUUUCACAGGGGCGGAUCUAGGGGGAGGGUGCUGGGGGUGCGCACCCCCACCUCCCCCCCUGAGAUGACCUGCAGUUUUCUAAUACAACUGGUAUUCUGCACAAAAAAAAAACUUUGUGGUUUAUUGGAGAUGAAGUAGAGCAAGGGACGAGUGCACCCCCUCCUAAAAAAAUCCUGGAUCCGCCCCUGUUUCAUUGGUUCUUUGUAAUCGGGAAGUCCUAUCUUAACGCCGAACGAAGAUCCCAAAGAUGUCCAUUUCAAUGACACUUUACUGUAGUUGCUGUUGCUCGAGUGAGGUUCGUUUAUGCUUAUCCCCUCUGCACCGAUAUCAAACUAGGUGUACUGUAAAAGUGAAAUGAGCUGUAAGUACUUUUCUAUGCUUAUCCUUCUACAGGAAUUGGACCGUAAGACAUGUUCCUGUGUCUGCAAAGGGUAUCACAAGCGUAUCUGCAAGAACAAAAAUGUUCCUCUAAACCCUAAAACCUGUGAAUGCGCUGAGGGUAGUGCAUCACAUGGAAUGUCUAAAAGUAAGUCGAAUCAGUCAUGGCCUUUUUUAAAAAGAUUGCAUAUUCCAAUAAACUUUGACGUUUUCUCGACUGACUGACUGACUGACUGACUGACUGACCUACUGUAUAUCUGGUCAGCUACCUAACUAACUGACUGACUGACCGAUGAUUGUCAAAUUAACUAAAUUACCAACUAUCUAACGGACUGACACUAUACAUGGAGACUUGUGAAGGAAAAACUUGUAUAAGUAUGUUAUUUUAUAUACACCUACUACCAAGGAAAACGUGAAAGGAAAAAUUUUAACGUAAAUGAGGUUUAAUGUGCUAUAUGGUUAAGAUUACCGAAUUGCAGACUUGACUUGACUUGCCAAAUUGUAUAACACUUAACUGUCUCUUAUCUCCCUCAACGACGAACAUCGUUGGGUACGGCACUUCAGUUGGUAUCCGCCUUAUAGUGAACCAAACUGGAGGAAGGCAGGUACCAACUCUAAUCGCUCGCAUUAGGGAUGUGUCCGUCCUAAAGACGUGUUCCUUAAGAGAGAGUCGAUAGCCUGCCUUAAGAGAGAGACGAUAGCAUGCAAAGCAGGCGUAUUUUGUAGCGCGAGCGAUGACAUGAAUGCUCUCCCACCAUCUUGGAUGUUUAUGCAGAUGGAGAGUUGGGGGCAGGUCAAAAAAUGAUUCUCAGGGAGAGGACAGUGGGUGACGGCCUGACGUGAUCACUUUGAUGAGCAAGCUAGACCGUCGACUACUGGCUAUUGAGAUAAAAGUUUUUAAGUUGCAGAUAUCAAUUCUAGGUAUCUAUCUCUUGCUUUUAACACAAGAUUUAAAGCUCCUGUGGUUUUGUUUUGUUUUUUUUUUCACAGGUUCGGUUACCUACGUUGUGAUUGGUACUCUUUUGGCAGUUCUAGUAGUUAUUGUGUUGUUCGUCUGGAAACUCUAUUGCCGGCGUAGAUGCAAAACGUCAAAGUUAGUUCAAGGGACUCCUGAGACAUCAUCAGUCGCGGGAUCAGUUGCUACGAACGAUUCAGGUAAUCUAAGUAAUGACAUAAUAAUCGGAUGAUAAGGUUCCUUUUGAUCCAUCUUCAAGUACUUUUCUCAUUUAGUUUAGCCGGUGCCAGGCUCUCGGACAGGGUGGGCGAGCGAGAAAAGCGAGCUAGCAGUGGGGUAGCGAACGAGAAAAAAUGGCGGGAAGAUAGAAUGGGAAGCCUGUUAGCACCACCGACUACCCCGCCCACUUCCUGAAAAACAGUUUCUCGUUUCAAAGUUUCAAAUAAUUGACGUAGUAAGAGUUGAAAUAAACUGUUACAAUAGACCAAUCAUAGGGUCUACCAGGCAGGGGCUGGUAUACUAGAAUCAGGUAUUGAAAAAAAUGAUUACAUGCUCCACUACUCCGUCUCUCCACAAGUCCCCCGCAAUUUUCGCUCAGCUUUCUCGAUCCGCUUUCCUCACUAUCUUGGAACAUGGAACAGGCUACAUUCAGUCACAUACUGACUUUUUAUAUAGUUUGGUAUGCACUGUGCGGUAUAGAAAUGGCUUAGAUGCAAGAUGCAUACUUUCUACGAGUGCGGUAGUUUUGCUCGGCUUUAUACAACUUUGCGGAAGAUUUAUAUCUUAUCUUUCAAGGGAAGACAAUGAAGUUCAAAACGAAAACUGGAGACUGCCACAAAGUUUUCAAGAAAGGAUAACAUCUCUGCUUUGCUAUCGCUGAAAAAUGUUUGGUUACUUUUUUGUACAUUUUUAAAGUUCAUGCUGACUUUGGCUUUUCCUGUAUUCUCAAGAACCUCGCAAGAAGACAAAACAAAAACAACAACAACACCAAAUUCGCUUCGUGGAGAACUGUCCUGAACUGAAACCGUGGCAGUUGAGUUGUAGUGUUGUGGUGUCUCCUUGAUCGCGAAAUAAAGCAAAACAAGUAUACGAAAACACAACAGGGAAAAAUAAAAUCACAGUUUGUAGAACAAUAAAAUCAACUUGACAGUCUCGAUAGCGGAUUAUGUCAACCUACUUGUUGCCCUUUAUCACGAAUAACACAAUUUAUGACGCAAACGUUUUGAUCGGUUCAGAGGUCAUUAAGAGCCCUUACCAUUUGCACGCACAGUUCGCCAAAAUUUUCCGUAAAAAGAUGCGGUCUUGUUUUCCGCUUAGUUAAAAAGGAACGGGAUUGAGUUGUGCCAUUUACAAAAAUACCGUUGUCCACUUUUUCUCGAAAAAAAGCAUGGCAUUCUUAGCACUGGUAAUUCACGCAAGGGUAUAGAAAAUUUCGAUCGUUUCGGUAAAAGUGGGAAAAAGCCAAUACCUCAGAAGGUGUACCUUUCUUCUGAAAAAUUUCCAGCGAGAUGAAACGUUCAAUUUGAUUUCUCACCGAAAUUUUCGAGUUUUCUAUACAAAUGGUAAGCACUCUAAGUCAUUGCUAAUAACUGCCUCUGCCUUAAGCCUCUGCCUACGGACAAUUGUCCGCUCAUGCGCAUUACAGACAAUGCUCUGCUUAUGCGCAUGCCCAGUUUGGACACCGUCUUUGAGGAAACAAAAAAGAUGGCGACCGGCUGUGCAUUUGCCCACUAAAUUACAAAACAAAACAAGCAUAACAAUCAUUGAACUUGGUUCUCAAAAUAUCGUGAUUUGUCAGUGUCUGGCAGAACAGUCAUUGCCUCAUAUCAGGGGCAAUGAGCGAUAUUCUCGCCACCAACAAAUUACGAUAUCAACACCGCCCAGUAAUAGUUUAAGACGUGACGACUUAUUUCCAGCCAUGCCCUUUAACUAGACACUAAUGUAUCUUUUUUGAAAUUGCAGGAUCUGACAGGUCAUCUGACUGUGAUCAUCAGUUUGUGACUAAUGUUUAAGAAAACAAACCACAGCAGCAACUACAAGAAAGGAACAUACAGAAUACAUGAGAUUAACUCUUAAGUGCAUUGUAUGUUCUUAAAAAACAACACUGUGAAUUUACAGUGAAGUAGUAUUUACCACUUUAAUAAUAAGUGAUCACUAACGAACGAACGG